This is a messenger RNA of Empidonax traillii (willow flycatcher), 1523 nucleotides long. It is a transcript of the gene PTGFR, whose product is annotated as prostaglandin F receptor. Bases 432 to 1523 code for a protein of 363 amino acids. The record is from RefSeq and is a predicted model, not a curated record. The transcript is spliced from 3 exons. Gene Ontology annotation, cellular component: plasma membrane. Gene Ontology annotation, biological process: inflammatory response; positive regulation of cytosolic calcium ion concentration; adenylate cyclase-activating G protein-coupled receptor signaling pathway. Gene Ontology annotation, molecular function: prostaglandin F receptor activity. NCBI's taxonomy places the organism in Eukaryota, Metazoa, Chordata, Aves, Passeriformes, Tyrannidae.
UUUUCUUUUUUUUGCCAGCAGAAAUAUCCUGGGAGUAGAGGUGGGAGGUGAAAGUGUAAAGCAACUCGUAGAAAGUGGGUUUCUGAAUUAGGGAGCGUCUCAAAACCAAGUUUGAGCCUCGGCGAGGGCGCUGGGAAGUCGGAAGGCUUCGGUGGUGGUUAGGUUAAAGCUUUGAAACGAGGAAUUGUGAGAGGAGAAUUGCUUGGAAGAUGUUAGGACAUUGUUUUGAAAAUAAGCGUUUAACAGUGAGAAGAGAAAUGGAGCGUGAUUAUAAUCUCUGAGUGCUCCAGUUUGAGUAGUUCACUUUUUACUGUGGCUGGGCUGACAUAAUACUGUCAUUCUAGGAGUGUGUUGCAAAAGCGUUUGUUUAACAUGCCUUUUGAUUGCAAGACUGCUGAAAUGCUCUGAGGGCUGCGCCUCCUCUCCUAACCAUGAACAGUUCAAAAUCGCCAGGGCUGGCUGGAUUUGGAGUCUUGAGAAACACAACCUGCCACACGGAGAAAAAAAUUUCCGUCUUCUUUUCGAUAAUCUUCAUGACGGUGGGAAUUCUGUCCAACAGCCUUGCCAUAGCAAUUCUCCUGAAGGCAUACCAGAGGUUUAGACAGAAAUCAAAAGCCUCCUUUUUGCUUCUUGCCAGCGGCUUGGUCGUCACGGAUCUCUUCGGCCACCUCAUCAACGGAGCCAUCGCAGUGUUUGUGUACGCGUCGGACAAAGACUGGAUUCGGUUUAACCAGUACAACAUCCUUUGCAGUGUUUUUGGCAUCUGCAUGGUUUUCUUUGGUCUGUGCCCUCUCUUCCUGGGCAGCGUGAUGGCUGUUGAACGGUGCAUUGGAGUCACCAAGCCAAUAUUUCACUCUACCAAAAUGACUUCUAGACAUGUGAAAAUGAUGUUGACUAUGGUAUGUCUGUUUGCUGUUCUUAUAGCUUUGCUGCCUAUUCUUAGGUUUAGAGCCUACCAAAUUCAAGCAUCGAGGACCUGGUGCUUCUAUAAAACAGAACAUGUUGAGGACUGGGAAGACAGAUUUUAUCUCUUACUUUUUUCUUGCCUUGGGUUACUGGCCCUUGCUAUUUCAUUCUUGUGCAAUGCUGUCACAGGAAUUACCCUCUUAAGGGUCAAAUUUAAAAGUCAACAAAGACAAGGCAGAUCUCAUCAUUUUGAAAUGAUCAUUCAGCUCUUGGCUAUAAUGUGUGUUUCUUGCAUUUGCUGGAGUCCAUUCCUGGUGACCAUGGCCCGGAUCGGGAUCAGCGAGAGCCGUUCCAAGGAGACGUGCGAGACGAUCCUUUUCGCUCUCCGGAUGGCCACGUGGAACCAGAUCUUGGACCCCUGGGUGUACAUCCUGCUCCGCAAGGCCGUGCUGAGGAACCUGUACAGGAUCACGAGGGGCUGCUGCGGCGUGCACAUCGUGAACCUGCACGUGUGGGAGCUCAGCUCCAUCAAGAACUCCCUGAAGGUGGCAGCGAUAUCCGAGUCACCGAGUUCCAAACAGGUAAACCUGCAGCCCCUCAGCUCGAUGGGACAGUGA